AUGGAACCCAAACCUCAGAAGAGUCCAGGCAAACAAAUUACAUUUUAUUAUGAAAUCUGCAAACAAGGUUACUUUAUUAAAUCGCCACCUCCUCAGCUUUUCUUCUCUGUGACCUCUUGGAAAAAGCGCUAUUUCACCCUGUCAAAGACUGGGGAAAAGAGAUUUAGUCUUUCCUAUUACAAAGACCACCAUUACCGAGGUUCCAUUGAAAUUGAUCGGAAUUCCAGUGUAGAAGUUGGCAUAAGUAGCCAGGAAAAGAUGCAGUCUGUGCAGAAGAUGUUUAAGUGCCACCCUGAAGAGGUGAUGUCCAUCAGGACCACUGACAGGGAAUACUUCCUCAUUGGCCAAGACAGGGAGAAGAUUAAAGACUGGGUCUCCUUCAUAUCAUUGUGCCGGGAUACGGAAGCAGCACAUCAGAACACAAAGGAGAAACUCUCAUUGGAUGAUCAAAGGCCCGUGUCAGACCCCAACCCUCUCCUUGGUUUUUCCAGCACAUCAGAGGCUGUUGGCUUCACCCUACCAAGAAACAGUCUUCCAGACAUGCACUUAAUGGGAAAACAUUCUCCAGGAUACAGACAAGCUCAUCCACCACAUGAGGACUUGUUGGCGCCCGCUCCAGAAAUGGAAGAAGAGGAUCGUUAUCUUAAUCCUCGAAGUAUUCUUUUAGAGUUGGAAAAUAUCAUUACUUCCCAUGAUUCUGGUGAAUCCAUUGAACCUGGUAGUCCAGACCAGGUCUUCAAGAGAAAUGAGUGUCAUUAUAUGUCAAUGAAAUCCUGUGUUUUCAACAAGACAUCCCAUGAGUCUGCUGAUAGCAAAGAGGAAUCACAGACCCUUUCAGAGACCCCGGAUGGGGGGCUUCACCUGCAAGAACAAGGCUCAGGAAGUGAUUCGUGUCUUUCACCUGCCUGUAUGGAAGCACAGACCACAAAGGACGAAAAGGGGUCGGCCUCCCUAACUGUUGUGCAAUUGUCUAUAUUAAUCAAUAACAUCCCUGCUAAGAGCCAAGUGGAAGAACUGAACGUGUUCCUCUAUCCUCCUGACGUCAUAAACUAUCUUGCUCUCAGAGAAGCCGCAGGACAGAUAUGUGUGGCGCGGUGGGAAGGCCCCCCGCGCUUGGGAUGCAUGUUCUGCCAUGGAGAUCGUCUCUUAGCAGUAAAUGACCUAAAGCCCCAGAGCCUGGAGGAGGUCUCCUUGUUUCUCAGCCGGUCCAUCCCAAAGGAGAAGGUAAAACUCACCAUCAGUCGGAUCCCAAAUUCAGAGAAAUUCCAUGCGGUAGCCUGUAAGUGCCCCUUAAAAUGCCAAGAUGUUGCACCCUUGCAACAGGAUGGUUCUAGACUGCAGAGGGCACCAAAGAGGAAUCCAGCCAUUAAAAAGGGUCUGCAGAAAGAAACUAGAGACCAGCACUCCGCUCUGAAUGUCCACAUCUGCAUCUUAACAAUGGGGAUAACUAUCCCCUCUCUGGCUAAUGCAUCAGGGAAGUAUAGAGCACCAAGUGGGAUAAUGACUGUGGAACACAGUGAAAAAGGAAGGCCUUAUUAUCUGGGACUUUGUCCCAAACACCACGAACACAGAUUGGGUAAGUCCCUCAUCUAAUAUGCACUGUGCGUUCUGUGAGGUCAUGGCCCAUACAAUCCCUUCUUUGUUAGGGAACGUACAGUUGGAAAUACUCAUUUCAGGAAGGCCAGAUUCCCAAGAGAGAUGUGAUACCCUAUCAGCCUUCCCAAACACCUCCCGUGAGUCAUCAUCCCCUCAUUGUCCAGAAUGCUGAGACAGAGUGGCCUCUUGGAUUCAAUGAGUACCUUGUUUUCUUAAAGACCCAGUGACUAUUUUAGAAGUCAAGCACUUGUAGGUCCUAUCCAGCAAAGAUCUGCUUGCUCUACAAGUGGUAAGAGAACGACUUAGCACUUCUAAGUUUGAAAGGUCUUAACUAACUGAUGCAUU
Galeopterus variegatus (Sunda flying lemur) is the source of this 1941-nucleotide messenger RNA. RefSeq names its product pleckstrin homology domain containing, family S member 1 (gene PLEKHS1). The record is from RefSeq and is a predicted model, not a curated record. The transcript is spliced from 13 exons. NCBI's taxonomy places the organism in Eukaryota, Metazoa, Chordata, Mammalia, Dermoptera, Cynocephalidae. The coding region runs from base 1 to 1593 and encodes 530 amino acids.